Laccaria bicolor S238N-H82 is the source of this 3258-nucleotide messenger RNA. RefSeq lists its product as uncharacterized. The transcript has 5 exons. NCBI's taxonomy places the organism in Eukaryota, Fungi, Basidiomycota, Agaricomycetes, Agaricales, Hydnangiaceae. The record is from RefSeq and is a predicted model, not a curated record. Bases 1 to 3258 code for a protein of 1085 amino acids.
AUGCCGCAAGCACAGACUCCGUCUUCAGUAUCAAUUGGUAAAAAACCAAUGGCUUAUCCUGCUCAACAGCAGCAGCAGCAACAACAACCUAGAACUGCUAGAGCCGCCUCAAAGGCUCCUUUGCCUUACCAACACCAGCAGCAGCAGCAGCAGCAACAUCCCAACCCAUCGCCGACCUCAAAGGGAAAGCCUUCUCCAAAUAAAAUUUGGAGUACAAGCACCACAGAAGAGCGUGAGCGCAUCAAGGAUUUUUGGCUUGGCCUUGGCGAGGAGGAGCGGAGGAACCUCGUCAAGAUCGAGAAAGAUACCGUCCUCAGGAAAAUGAAGGAGCAGCAGAAGCAUAGCUGUAGUUGUGCCGUUUGUGGAAGGAAACGGUGUGUACCAUCUCGCAAUGCCAUUGAAGAAGAACUCGAGGUACUGUACGAUGCUUAUUACGAAGAGCUAGAACAGUACGCGAAUUACCAGCAGCGUUAUGUUUCCUCCGGCGGCACCAUUCCGCCACCUCCCGGUCCAGGUCCUUUUCCAGGAAGUGUCGAACUCGAUAAGAACGGUGCCGUCGUACACUCAUCUCCAAAGCAGCGUUCCAAGAAGUCUGCCAUACCUCCGGUCCUCAACGGGCGAAAGCCUCCACACACACAUCCGCCUCCGCCUCCCAGAGAGGGUGAGUUUGAAGAUGAGGAUCAAGAGGAGGAGGAGUACGAGGAAGAGGAAGAAUAUGAAGAAGAAGAGGAGGAGGAGGAGGAAGAAGAAGAGGAAGAGGAGGAAGAAGAGGAGGAGCAGGAACAGCAGCAACCUCAAAGGCGAGCAGCCAACGGACGUAAACCGGUGGCUGCGGCAAGGCGUGUACCUCCCACUCAACAGAAACCUACUCCACCAAAUGCUCCGUCUCCCAAUGGAACUGUCCCAAACAAAGCCGGACGCGAUGGGCUGUUUAACAUAGGUAGCAGCCUUACCGCCACAGGCCCUGGAAACAUAUUGACUGUGGCUGAUGAUCUCCUCAAGAAUGACGGUCAAAAGUUUCUUGAGAUGAUGGAACAGCUUGCUGAGCGACGAAUGCAGAGGGAGGAAGAGGCAGCAGCCGAUGUUGAGGAUGACAGCGAGGAGGAGAGCGAUCGAGAUCCAAAUGAUGAAAGCGAUGAGGAAGACGACGAGGAUGGUGUGAGCGAUGAGGAAGACGACGAAGAGGAUGAGGAUGAGGAGGUGAUGACGGAAGAGCAAAAGAUGGAGGAGGGGAAAAAGAUGUUCUCCAUCUUUGCAGCACGGAUGUUCGAGCAGCGGGUUCUGCAGGCGUACCGUGAAAAGGUCGCUCAAGAACGUCAGCUUCAACUGCUUCGCGAGCUCGAGGACGAGGACAAGUUGAGCAAGGAGCGCGAGGCGAAGAAGCAAACCCAGAAUCAAAAGAAAAAAGACAAGAAAAAGCAACAAAAACAGGCCAAGGAGGAAGAACGCGCAGCCAAGGCUGCAGAGAAGGCCGCGGAAGAGGCUGCUGCCAAACGUCUUCAAGUCGCUCAAGAGGAAGAGAAUCGCAAGAAACGAGACGAGGAACGUGUAAAGCGUGAGGCGUCCCGGAAAGCUGCAGAGGAGGAGAGGGUCCGUAAAGAUGAGGAGAAACGGAAACGAUCUGCAGAAGAACGCGAGCGUGAACAAGAACGCGAGCGCAAGAAGAAGGAGAAGGAGGAGCGGAAUCGUGCUGAGCGCAAGGAGCGCGAAGAGAAAGAGAAGAUUGCGCGGAUUGCAAAGGAGAAAGAGGAUCGGGAGCGGGUGGAAAGACAAAAGAAGGAGGAGAGGGAAAAACGGGCUGCUAAGCAGAAGGAGGAGGAACGCGUGCAGAAGGAGGCCAGGGAGAAGCAGGCUGCUGCGAUGCAAAAGGCUGCGGCUGCGUCACCCAACGGCAAAGGCGCUUCACGCAUGAAUGCUGCUUCUUCCUCAUCGUCGUCAAUCUCUUCCCUAUCAACACCUGUGAAGGGUAAUGCAGCAGCGUCUGGUUCCGCCCCUCCUCUCCAACGAUCUCCAAACACCAGUGGCCACGGUGCGAGUAGUAGCUCAAAUGGUCCCCCAACAUCCAAGAAGGCCGUCAAUAAGGCUGCCCCCGUUGUUACACCCUCUGUUAGCACUCCCACCAAUCUUGCUGCUGCACCUCGCCAACAGCAGCAGCAUGCGUCUCGCGUUCAGCAGCAACAGCACCAGCAGCACCAGAAUCAGCCUCAACCUCUUUCCAUGGCUCCAACUCCAAUUAAUACCACCCUCUUACCUCCUCCACCGCAAAGUGCUCCAGGGAUGAUGUUCGCCCAAGGGAGUCUAGGCGGUAUGAUUCCACCUUUAGCCAUGUCACCACGCCCCGGCAGUUUUGCUCCACCAGUUCCCUAUCCCUUUGGUGCUCAGAAUAUGCAACAUCAGCAGCGAGGGUUUAACGGAGGACCGCAUCCAACAACGCCGUUCGAUCACCCUUAUCCUCGUGGUAUGCCUCUUGGUGUUCUCCCUCAACACCAACCGCCUCCAAUACAACCCCCACUGCCGCAGUCAGCGCCAUCACCGAUCGGUCCCCCGCCAAAGACAAAAACACCCCUACCAUUGAGCGUGCCGCCAUCACUAUCCGCUCCUGGAUCCUCUAUGCUGCUUGCUCCUGGUCAGGGAAGGAGAGGCUCCGUACCCAUCCUUGGAGGCCUUUCUGGAGACGUAGGAGGACCGUCAGGACCGGGACCCAUUACGCGACCUAUUAUUGCACCAAUCGCUCGCCCAGGCACAGGAGAAGGAGCUUCCGGUUCUUCUUUAAUGAACAACGCGCCUGGAACCACUAGUUCAGGUUCCGGUUCUCCCAUUCGUCGAAGCCCUAGUCCAAAGGGCAUGCUUUUGGGAUCGUCAGCAUUGGCCGCCGAUGAUGAUGAAGUGGUAUCGCCUGCUACUACUCGUAGGUCCACGGCACCGAUUGGGAUUGGGAUUGGACUUGGCUUGGGUGUUGGAGCUGUUGGACAAGGAUGGGGACCUGCAAGCCCGAGAACUGCACUCGGCAUGGGAGAGCAAAUACCACUGAGAGGUGGUGGGGGCGCACCCUGGGGUCCUCCGCCCGGGUUUGGUCGCGGGCACAUACACCAGCAACAGCAGGUGCCCAUUGGAAACUUGUGGGGUACACCUCCGCCCCCCAGUAACAGCGAGUGGCACCCACCUGGGACGUUCUUUCCUCCUCAUUCUCCUGCUGCGUAUAUGGUUAGCCAUAAUUCUUCGACGGCAACGGCGACUCAGCAUACGAGCGGCAAUUGA